Ruditapes philippinarum (Manila clam) is the source of this 374-nucleotide messenger RNA. RefSeq lists its product as uncharacterized. The transcript is spliced from 2 exons. The annotation marks the transcript as partial. The record is from RefSeq and is a predicted model, not a curated record. NCBI's taxonomy places the organism in Eukaryota, Metazoa, Mollusca, Bivalvia, Venerida, Veneridae.
AAAUCAGUGAUAUUUUUUUAUGAAAAUAUAAUAAAUUGUUCUUAAAAGUUGCUAAAUGAAAUAUCAAGCAUCAAAUGCCAAAAUAAUACACUUUUACAUACUUAUUAUUACAUUGGUGCUGAUAAAACAAAGUGAAUGCCGGACGAUCUCAAUUGGUGUUCUUGUUCCUUUUAGUGGAGCAAGAUCAUUCGGAAAUAAAUUAGAAGAAGUAACUAUGGAAUUGGCAAUCAAAAAGGUCAAGUUAAGUUCGGACCUUGCCAAUUUACGGAAAGAAAAUAUCACAUUUGAUUUUGCAGUAGCCGACACAAAAUGUGAUAUUGGUACUGGCCUGUUUGAACUGGUUGAGAUUAGCAGUAAAUCCGACGCUUUCAUAG